AUGGAAGGUUGUGGGUGAUGCUCAGAGAUGGACACCUUCAGCACCAAGAACCUGGCCCUGCAGGCCCAGAAGAAGCUCUUGAGCAAGAUGGCUACCAAGACCAUAGCCAACGUCUUCAUUGAUGACACCAGCAGUGAGAUCUUGGACGAGCUCUACCGGGCCACCAAGGAAUACACCCACAACCGCAAAGAGGCCCAGAAGAUCAUCAAAAACCUCAUCAAGAUUGUCAUGAAGUUGGGCGUCCUCUACCGCAAUGGGCAGUUCAACCCCGAGGAGCUGCUGGUGAUGGAGCGUUUCCGCAAGAAGGUCCAUACCUUGGCCAUGACGGCCGUCAGCUUCCACCAGAUAGACUUCACCUUCGACCGCAGGGUCAUGUCGGGUGUGCUGACAGAGUGCCGGGACCUGCUGCACCAGGCUGUCAACGGCCACCUGACGGCCAAAUCCCACUCCCGCAUCAACCACGUCUUCAAUCACUUUGCGGACUACGAGUUCCUCUCGGCUCUUUACGGGCCAUCUGAGCCCUACCGCACCCACCUGAAGAGGAUCUGCGAAGGGGUUAACAAGAUGCUAGAGGAGGACAACAUAUGA
Molecule: messenger RNA, 588 nt
Organism: Antrostomus carolinensis (chuck-will's-widow)
Lineage: Eukaryota; Metazoa; Chordata; Aves; Caprimulgiformes; Caprimulgidae
Gene: TNFAIP8L1
Product: TNF alpha induced protein 8 like 1
Exons: 2
Coding region: 28-588 (186 amino acids)
Biological process (GO): regulation of apoptotic process; negative regulation of TOR signaling
Cellular component (GO): cytoplasm
Source: RefSeq, a predicted model, not a curated record